Molecule: messenger RNA, 366 nt
Organism: Penicillium cinerascens
Lineage: Eukaryota; Fungi; Ascomycota; Eurotiomycetes; Eurotiales; Aspergillaceae
Exons: 4
Coding region: 1-366 (121 amino acids)
Source: RefSeq, a predicted model, not a curated record
AUGUUUAUAUCGAUAACUUCCUUAUUGCGGCGGCAAAUACGCACGAGAUCAAACAAGUGCAAUAAGCACUACAAACAGAACGAGAAACCUCCGGACGAGGAAGCAAAAGCUCGUUAUGCGACUACUAUUAGUUCGUUGAUAUAUCUAAUAGUUAGCAUGCGACCGGAUAUUACCCGCAAUCGCACCACUAAAUCGCUCUAUCGCGAUUGCUCCGCUAUAUCAAAGCCACACAAUCUUAUCGGAUCACCUUCCGUAUCCGCUAUCGCGCUAUCUCGCAAUCCCGAGUUCCACAAACGGACGAAGCAUUUUAAUGUAAAAUUUCACUAUCAGCGAGCUAUGUUGAAUACCGGCGAGAUUAGGCUCUAA